CUUCCUCUUCUUCUUACCCUCUCCAAAUUCUAUUUCUUGGUCACUUCCAGAAUCAUAUAAUAAUAAUCUAUGGAAAAUGAUGAUCUGAAAUCGGAGGAUCAGAUGGAGAUUAUGAUGAUGAUGCAACAAAUGGAGAAAAUCCCUGAAUUUUACAAUCAUCUCUCACCGCCGUCUGAUCAUUUCAGCUCAAGCACCACCGACCCACAUUGCCUGGAAACCCUUCAACAAGCCGCAGAGUCCUCGUCGCCUCCAUUCACCAACAACCUACCUUAUAAUUUGCCUCAAACUGUUCCAUUCCCCACCAGUUCACGGUGGCGAAACUCUGGCGGUGAAACGGACUUGCAGAAACAGAGGUCGGUGGCGGCGAUGAGGGAGAUGAUAUUCCGAAUAGCAGUGAUGCAACCAAUUCAGAUAGACCCAGAAGCGGUGAAGCCACCGAAGAGGAGGAACGUCAAGAUUUCAACUGACCCACAAAGCGUAGCGGCUCGACAUAGAAGAGAGAGAAUUAGCGAGAGAAUUAGGAUACUCCAAAGAUUGGUCCCUGGAGGUACCAAAAUGGAUACCGCUUCUAUGUUGGAUGAGGCUAUACAUUACGUAAAAUUCUUGAAGACCCAAGUGCAAUCCCUCGAAAGAGCCGCCACCAACAGGCCACUCCCUGAUGCUGCUGCACCAGCAUCUGGCGUAGGGUUUCCUCUGGAAAUGUCAAGUGGCAGCUAUGUCCCCAUGGCCAAACCAUCCCAAAUGACUCACAACCUUGAGCAGUACGGAGAUGCUUAAAAUUAGCCUCACAAAAAUAGUCUAAUAAGAAACAGGAAUUCAGGGCUAUCAAAAUUGAAGCUCUCUGCUCUCUCUCUCUCUCUCUCUCCCUCUGCGUUAUAUCGCUAACUGAAGAGUCCUUUGCCUAAAAAAAAAAAAAAAAAAAAAACUGAAUAAAAUUGAUGCAUGCUUUGUUCUUCCACUUUGAAGUUUGAGGAUUCCUUGUUGAAUCAGAGAUGCAAGAAAAUCUCUCCUCUCUUACAUGUCUGUUGGAAAAAAGAUCUAAGGAGACAAUUAACUGUAUGGAUUUUGUCUGUUUCUCAUACAAUCUUGUACUACUAUUGAUCACCCAAAUUAACGUAAAAUCAAGGUAAGCGGAUGAUUCGAACG
This is a messenger RNA of Cucurbita maxima (winter squash), 1146 nucleotides long. RefSeq names its product transcription factor HEC2-like. Gene Ontology annotation, biological process: regulation of DNA-templated transcription. The transcript has a single exon. The record is from RefSeq and is a predicted model, not a curated record. The coding region runs from base 70 to 777 and encodes 235 amino acids. Lineage: Eukaryota; Viridiplantae; Streptophyta; Magnoliopsida; Cucurbitales; Cucurbitaceae. Gene Ontology annotation, molecular function: protein dimerization activity; DNA-binding transcription factor activity.